CUGAUAAGUGAUAACCUUGUUAUCACUUGCAAGGCCGUUGGGCAAUGAUCAACAAUCAGUUUGAAGAUUCGAAAUGAAUCAGGGAACAUUUUGGCGCAUUUUUACAUUCCUUGUUGGUUUUGGAAACUUGGAUUUAGUUGAAACUGAUCAAAGUGAAAGUUGCCAACUUAAUGAGCAUGUGUUCCUCAACUUUGAUAACACCACCGACCAAUUAUGGGUGGCAUGGAAUGGCACAAUUUCUACAAGUUUGAAUUGUACCUUUCACCUUUCCGAGGACUCAUCGACAGUGUUAACUCUGGCCAAACUUGAAACGGCCAGUAACCCGUCGGCCCCGGCCAAUUUUUCUGAUUGUAUGAAUCGAAAAGAAAAAAUCGUUUUAGAACAACCUCCUCCUUUGAAUGAACAAAUCUGCAUUACCGGAGUUAGGCAGACUUACUGUGAAAAAUGGAACAAUUGUCAUCCAGAUGGCAAAGGUCCACAAAACGUGUUCAACUUGAUGAAUUCUAGUUUGGUGCACGUGGUCUUGGGGGAAUUCAAUUCUGACCUAAAAUUGCUUCUCAUUCCAAGUUGCAAAAAGGAAUCCACUUCAUUUGAGGCAGAUCCAUUUUGCGCGGAAGCCCAGAAGCUCUUAUCGUGUUCUUACGCAGUAAAUCAAGAGACUGAGCAGAAUGAUUAUUGGAUUGAAAGCGAGUUCUUUUGUGAUCUUGUCCCCAAUUGUCCUCAUCACCAUUCUCACCAUGAUGGUUUCUACAUUGACGAAUCUCUUUGUCUUCCAUCCCAAAUUCUCCUCGUUGUGGGUCUGGGAUCCAUGAUAUUCUUCGCAAUAGUAAUGGCCCUCGUCUCUUGUUGCUACAUCAAGAAAACCAAUCUUUCUCGGAAUAGUGCUGUGAUAAAGCUCAUGAUGGGCUUCAUUAUCUUCUCUGGCAUCUUUUUUGGAAUGUCUUUUGGUUUGAACCCCCUUCCAGAAGAGACCAUCAACAGUUGGAACUAUAAUCAAGCUAUAUCAGCCUUCUCAUUCAUGGGUCUUGCCGCAGCCCUUUCCCUGAUGUUCCUGGUUUUGGGAGGAUAUUUGUUAGCCUUCAUCAAAUUCUCUUCUCCCACCACAAUAGCUUCACAACAUACCCCUGUGGUUCCUACACAGCCUGAAAGAACUGCACCCGAAGAAACCUCGCCAUUUCCUGAUGUUUCAAUUUCCAAUCCACCUUAUAAUCCACCUUAUAAUCCACACUUCUGGAAUCUGCAGCCAAGACCGGGAAAUGGUUCCCUAGAACAAGAUGAUGGUGCACCGUCCUAUUCGAGUGUCAUGAAGGCGGAAUUGAAGCCAAGUUCCCUGGACAAAAUGGAAAAGCUGGACGUUGAUGGGGAGCCUUUACCACCUGAUUACAAUGUUGCUAUUAAUCUAUGAUUCAGUAGUUACAUACUUAUUUGGUCUGAACAUUUAUUGAAACAGCUGAAAUGUCAUAUUACUUUACUUGAAUGAUUUUAGGAACAUAUGUUUUGGGAGAGAGGAAUCAAAUUGCGCGUUCAUUAUCGCAUAACCAAGGCAGCUUGGCCCUUAUUUCCACAGGAUUGCAAACCACUUAAAACAGAUUUUCUUAUUUUAUUUAGUGUGUACAUGGAACUGAGGAGACUACAAGAAGAAAGAAUAACACAAGGAUCACAUUUA
Tigriopus californicus is the source of this 1666-nucleotide messenger RNA. RefSeq lists its product as uncharacterized. Lineage: Eukaryota; Metazoa; Arthropoda; Copepoda; Harpacticoida; Harpacticidae. The record is from RefSeq and is a predicted model, not a curated record. The coding region runs from base 74 to 1405 and encodes 443 amino acids. The transcript has 3 exons.